Molecule: messenger RNA, 1700 nt
Organism: Pelobates fuscus (common spadefoot toad)
Lineage: Eukaryota; Metazoa; Chordata; Amphibia; Anura; Pelobatidae
Exons: 20
Coding region: 1-1596 (531 amino acids)
Molecular function (GO): protein binding
Source: RefSeq, a predicted model, not a curated record
AUGAAGGACAUUUUUCCCUUCAGGCAAAAUAUAAGAUCUCUGUUACAUCUAAAGUCAUCUCUUCUCAGUUGCGCAAAGAUGGCUCUGGCAAGCGGGCACUGGGUACAAAGCAACAUCGGUGGAAAUCCACCAAAACCCAGGUAUGGACAUGCGUUAACAGUUGCAGGAAACGUUGCAUUUAUAUUUGGAGGCUGUGCAAUAAGCAGCAUUCCGGAUGGAGAGCCAGUGUAUUUAAAUGAUUUUCAUAUGCUGACAAUUACUCCAAAUGAUUCAACUUGGGAAGAGAUCCCACAAAGUGGACACAUUCCAUCUCCUAGAGAAGGACAUGAUAUUUGUGUUGUGAAAAGACACAUUUAUUUAUUUGGAGGUCGCUCUGACCAAAAUGCAGAUGAAUGUCUCCCAGGAACAUAUUUAUUUGACAUAGGUACUUUAAAAUGGGAGCUACUAAAAACUAGUGGAGCAGCACCCAAGACAUUAAAUCACAGUGUUGCAGUUGUUGGUGAAAAUUUAUUUGUUUUUGGUGGAAUUUGCCAUGGAAGAGUUGUAGAUGACCUUUUUUUGUUCAAUACAGUAUCGGAGAAUUGGGUGCCAGUUAAAACAUCUGGCUGUGUGCCUGAAGCAAGGAUGGGUCACAGGUUUGUUGCAGUCGGUGAGCACAUAUAUAUGUUCGGAGGCUGCACAGGAGAUUCUGUUUACUGCAAUGAUACAUUCAUGCUGGACACAGCUAGUUUGGUAUGGAAACGGUGUGAAGUCAAAGGAGAGAAACCAAGUGGACGAAUAUAUCCUACAUUUACAGCACACCAUGAUAAGGAUAUAUAUCUCUUUGGAGGAAUUCAAGAAUCUGAUCAUGGAGCCAAAAUAUUAAAGGCUAACAUCAUGAAGUUAAGUCUGGCAAAGAUGAAAUGGAAGGUCCCACUAUAUUUUGGAAUUCCUCCAUCUUGCAGAUAUAAACACACAGCCUUUGUACUGCACAGUCAGCUAUUCAUAUUUGGAGGAACAAAUGAAGAAACCGAUUUUAAUGAUGUCAUGGGGAUGAGGCUCAUUAAUCCCUCAGAUAGGCAGCCAAUCAUGAAGGACAUUUUAUUAGAGUGUGGAAUUCAAGGGGUAAGCAAUGGAUAUACCCCAACAAAAAUUCCUAAAGUGAAGUACAAUCUUACAAUACCGCAACCACCAAGUAUCAGUUUUCCAGCAUUUAUCUCUGAUAUUCAAGACCACAGCUUUACCUCAAUACGUAAACAAGCCAUGGAAAAGAUAACAUCUGCCUUUGCCUUACUAGACUCAGAAUUUGAAAAAUUUGAUCUUGAAAAAGCAAAGCUUGCCCACGCACAAACUGCAUUUCAGCAGGAAAAAGAGGAAUUCAACAGGCAGUACAAGGCCCAGCAACAGGAACUUCGAGACAUGCUGGAAAAACACAAGGCACAAAAUGAAGCAUGGCUCAAAGCAAGGGCAGAUGAAAAUGACAAAGAAAGAAAGGAAAUUUGCAAGCUAAGAGAAGAUAUUUUUAUGGAACAGAAACAUUUGAAAGAAGAAAGACAGAUAGUUGAAAAACGCAAUCAGCAGCUGAUUACAAUCAUGCAACAAUUCAAAGGAAUGUGAUUGCUUAACUGACAAUCAAUAUUUUACCUUAUUACUAUAUGCAAAGUAUGAAUUCAUAUAACUGUAUAUCAAUUCACAGUAAAGGGCACAAAUUGGAUGACAGA